Molecule: messenger RNA, 687 nt
Organism: Candida dubliniensis CD36
Lineage: Eukaryota; Fungi; Ascomycota; Pichiomycetes; Serinales; Debaryomycetaceae
Product: cardiolipin synthase
Exons: 1
Coding region: 1-687 (228 amino acids)
Biological process (GO): cardiolipin biosynthetic process
Cellular component (GO): mitochondrion; membrane
Molecular function (GO): CDP-diacylglycerol-glycerol-3-phosphate 3-phosphatidyltransferase activity; cardiolipin synthase activity
Source: RefSeq, a predicted model, not a curated record
AUGUUCUCCAUGAUUAGGCUUCACCCAGGAAUAAAACUCAUACGCCCAGGCAUUAGUUCUGGGGCUUUUCACUUUUCUACGAGGGCUAUACGAUCGUCGUUAUGGACUAUACCUAAUGUGUUGACAUAUACGCGUAUUGUGGCUACACCGUUUAUUGGGUACUAUAUAACUACGGGCCACUCGACUGCUGCGUUGCUGUUGUUUACGUACUCGUGUGUUACUGACUUUGUUGAUGGGUAUAUUGCAAGAAAGUAUAAUAUGAAAUCGAUUGUGGGGUCAAUUGUUGAUCCGUUGGCGGAUAAGUUUCUUAUGACGGUGUGCACGUUGUCGUUGGGGUACGUUCAUGCGAUUCCGCCGGUGAUAGCAAGUAUAAUUAUUGGGCGCGAUGUGAUGUUGAGUUUUAUGUCGUUUUAUUAUAGGUACAAGAGCUUGCCAGCUCCCAAGACGUUUGAUAAGUUUAUUAGUAUUGGCCAGAUCCCAACAAUCAGUGUACAUCCCAAUAUGUUGGGGAAGUUGAAUACGGCGUUGCAGAUGGUGUAUAUUGGGAGUUUGGUAUACCGCCCGAUUUUGGAGGGCGUUGUUUCUGCGGGGGUGUAUGAUGGGAUGGGAAUGGUUGUGGGUGCCACCACGCUUCUAAGUGGGGCCAACUACUUGUUUAGCAAAAGUUCAUGGAGAUAUGUAAGAUGA